Messenger RNA from Chara braunii, 2166 nucleotides. The record is from the annotation of a GenBank genome assembly. Lineage: Eukaryota; Viridiplantae; Streptophyta; Charophyceae; Charales; Characeae.
GCGUUGGGUGCGCCGACAGAUCAGGUGGUCCCCUUGGCGGGAGAGGAUGCGUGCCAUCAAGCAUGUCAUGGAUCCUGUCAUGGACUUGCUAAGGCGGAUGGACCGUGGCGGGCAGUUCAUGUCCCUCGGUGUAGAGUGGACUCGGGAUCCUGCACGCCUUGUGCGGGACGCUUGCAUUCCUCUUGGCCAGUCGUUUUCUGACCGUAUCAUGAGGCGUGUGCAGGCCCGUAUACCGCACAUGAUGGAGCCCGCACACUGCGCCGCAUUCUUACUGAACCCCCGUCGUCGGAAUGUUCAGUACUUCUCCGCGGAGCUCGACCGGUACCACACUUGGCUUGUUCGACAAGCCAAGAGGUAUCUGUUGUCUCAGACGGGCCACGACGAGUCGGGUGGUCGUUACCUUGAGGUAUGUGGACAGUUCGAGGACUUUCACAUGCAGCAGGGUAGGUAUGGGUCUUGGAGCGGGGCAAAGGGCCGCGCUCGAGCGUGUAGUUGCAGCGGAGACUGCGAGACGGAGUGUGCAUCGUGGUGGUCUCAGUACGGGGGAGACGCGCCCGAUUUACAGCAUUGCGCUCUUCGUUUGAUGCACAUGUGGUCCUGCGCCUCUCCAGCGGAGAGGAACUGGGCGGUCCACGAGGGCAUCCAUACGAAGAAGCGUAAUCAGUUGGCCUUAGAGAAGGUCAUUCAUCUUGUUGAGAUCACCGCAACUGUGCGGUUGAUGGAAUAUAGACGUGCAGGUUGUGGAUACGUCCUCCCUUGGCAGCGAGACGAGGGCAUGCUUGACGCUAAGGCGGGAUUGGACAUGGAGCCUGUGCGCUCGGGGACGAGGAGUGGGAUGACAAGGGAGGAGAUCGAGGAGCAGGCUGCCCUCGUUGCGUGCGAUCCCAUUGGGUCUUCUGCGCCGCCCCCUGUUGAGUCUGUUUUCGGUGCUCGUGCGACUAUCUUCCACCCAUACCCCAGGGACGAUGACUCUGCGGACGAGAGAGAGUCGGAAGCAGCGGACGACCCGAUGCUUCCCAUCCCGCGUGAGAUUGAUGAGUUGCACGAGGGGGGCGACGUGCGUGACGAGAGGAUGCACACCGCACGGAGGGCGGCAGACCAGCGAGACAUGGAUAUGAUGGGGGGCGAGGAGUUUUGGGGAUCUUUCGGGGGCACGGAGGAGAGAUCACCCACUGCCGCGCGGGAGGAUACGCGUCCUCGCACGACCUUGCGGGAGGAGACGCCUGCUCCCAUGACUGCGAGUGAGGAGCCGGGUCCUGCCACGACAGCGCGGGAGCGGACGACUGUUCCGUCGACCGCGCGGGAGCGGACGGCUGUUUCGUCGACCGCGCAGGAGCAGACGCCUGGUCCCACGACCACGCGAGAGCAGACGAGUAUUCCCGCUACGCAGUCCGGACCCUCGUCCCCGUCGCCUCUUUCGCGUCAUUCCAUCCCAGGAUUCCCAGCAUCUGCUCCGCCCGCUCCCGUUCGGCAUGACGAGCGCUCACAUGCACCGGUUGGGAGGGAGGACUUGGGAUCCUCGUUGCGCAUCCGCGGGGAUGGAUCAUUGUUUAGCAUAGCCCGUCAGCUCGUUUUGGACCCGCGUGCAUCGAGCGACUUGGGGGAGAUGGGUGCCGCUUUGGCAGCAGCAGCACGUGCUGUGCGUAACCAGACUUCGCGCAGGAGCGAAGUAGCUCGUACAAGUUCCAUGCCUCAGAUGAUGCCUGCCACGAGGGAGGAGUCUUCUGGAGCCGAGGGGUUGGAGAUGCCGCGCGGUUCUCGUCGUGAGAAGAUAGUCGCAGAGGUGACUCAGCCUGCACGUGAGGAGGCCCCACAUGAGGGUGACGAGUACAGGGACGACGAGGAGCGUGGGGAGGAGGAGAGCGACAGCGGGGAUGAUGACAGCUACCACGACGACGACGACGAGCCCUCCCCUCCACCGCGGCAUGGUUCUCGUAGACGACGUGGCUCUCGUAGAGGACAUGAUGACGUAGACGACCCGUCCCCUCCAGGGCGGCGGGAGACGAGGAGUCGGAGGAGGCGAGGAUCAUCCGUUGCAACAGCGCCGGGGCGAGGGAGUGUUUCGUCGACACGCAGCACGAGUGGGGUGAGGCAGAGAGGCAGUGGUAAGGGGAAGGGAAGUCGAUGGUAUUGACAGCUUCGUUCCCCUUCCAGUGCUUCCACGAC